Molecule: messenger RNA, 306 nt
Organism: Mucor velutinosus
Lineage: Eukaryota; Fungi; Mucoromycota; Mucoromycetes; Mucorales; Mucoraceae
Product: Tubulin beta chain (Beta tubulin)
Exons: 1
Coding region: 1-306 (101 amino acids)
Source: RefSeq, a predicted model, not a curated record
AUGGCUUCCUCCCCUAAAGAACACAAUGGCACCAUUAAGGACCUGAAGUCAUUUCAACAAACAAAAAAAUUAUGGUCUGCUGUCAUAACUGGUGGCUCCAACAUUAACUCGAGUGUUAUGUCUGACUCGCCAACCCCUCAGUCCCAAGGUGAACCUGAACCCCUCACCUCCAGCGACGCUCUUACGUCUCAAGUCGAUCAUUUCUCGCACAAAGUUGCCCGAACAUUUUUGAAAGGCACCGUACCUCACUCUGUCCUUAUCGACAUCACCCAAGUCUUAGACAGAAGGAGUUCAUUGUUGCCCUGA